Messenger RNA from Dromaius novaehollandiae (emu), 3931 nucleotides. It is a transcript of the gene RP2, whose product is annotated as RP2 activator of ARL3 GTPase. The coding region runs from base 197 to 1279 and encodes 360 amino acids. Gene Ontology annotation, biological process: post-Golgi vesicle-mediated transport. Gene Ontology annotation, molecular function: GTPase activator activity. The record is from RefSeq and is a predicted model, not a curated record. Gene Ontology annotation, cellular component: periciliary membrane compartment; cilium. NCBI's taxonomy places the organism in Eukaryota, Metazoa, Chordata, Aves, Casuariiformes, Dromaiidae. The transcript has 5 exons.
CAGGAGAAGUGUCGCCGUCGCUACGGGAGAUGGGGAGCGCGCGCGCGCGGGAGCGGCCGGAAGCGGGUGGGAUGGCGCGGCGGCGCGCGCUCCCGCGCUCUCUCCCGGUGCCCGCGGCCGGCGGGCGCGCGCCGGGGGGAGGCGGGGCGGCCGGAGCGCGGUGGCGGGUUGCUGGGGCGGCGGCGGCGGCGGAGCCAUGGGCUGCUUCUUCUCCAGGCGUAGGAAGCCGGCGCAGGGCGGGCAGCAGGCGACGGCGGCGGGAGCCAGCCAGGACGCGGCGGCCGGCGAAGAGAAGGCGCCGCGGUACAGCUGGGAGCAGCGAGCCAAGAUUGACCCGAAAGACUACACGUUUUCUGGACUUAAAGGUGAAACUGUGGGUCGACUGCCUGGAAAAGUAGCAGGGCAACAAUUUGUCAUUCAGGACUGUGAGAACUGUAGUAUCUACAUAUUUGAUCAUUCUGCUACAAUCACUAUUGAUGACUGUAUAAACUGCCAAAUCUUUCUAGGACCAAUAAAAGGCAGUGUUUUCUUCCGUGACUGCAAAGAUUGUAAAUGCAUAGUGGCCUGCCAACAGUUUCGUAGUCGGGACUGCAGAAGGCUGGAGGUAUUCUUGUGUUGUGCCACGCAACCCAUUAUUGAGUCCUCCACGGGUAUGAAAUUUGGCUGUUUCCAGUACUAUUAUCCUGAGCUUGCUUUACAAUUCAAAGAUGCUGGACUGAGUAUCUUCAAUAACACGUGGAGCAACAUCCAUGACUUUACCCCUCUGUCAGGAGAAAAUAACUGGGGGCUUUUGCCAGAGAAUGCUGUAGUUCAAGAUUAUGUUCCUCUGCCGAGUUCUGAAGAUCUGAAAGCUGUCAGAGUUUCUACAGAUGCUAUGAGGAGCAUAAUACCAAUAACUCGAGGGCGGAGACAGAGAAGCAGUGAUGAAUCAUGUUUGGCAGUGUUUUUUGCUGGUGACUACACGACUGCAAAUGCCAGAAAGUUAAUUGAUGAGAUGACUGGCAAAGGCUUUCAGUUGGUACAGACAAAAGAAGUCACAAUGAAAGCAGAGGAUGCUCAGAGAGUUUUCCAGCAGUGUGCAUCAGAAUUCAUUCCACUGCUUGAAAAAGGCCCUGUAGUUGCUUUGGAAUUCAGUGGAGAUGGUGCUGUGGAAGGAUGUCAGAGCGUUCUAAACGAUGUUUUCAGUGGAACCAAGGUUUUUGUAUCGGAGAGCAAGGCAUCAGCGUCUCAAGAUGUAGACAAUUUCUACAACUUUGCUGACAUGCAGAUGGGAAUGUGAAGUCUAACAUGUUCACGUAUGGUUUGUCCCAGCACUUGGAUGUCGCUUGACUUGAAUAUUGCAGUAGUAUAAGAAAAGUUUUCUCAUUUGGUUUUGUAUUGCUUCUAUAUCCCGUUUAUAAAAGCUACUGGUGACUUUAAUACCGUAUUACAUGAACUACAGUAAAUGGUAUAGCUCCUCAUGUAUGUUGUUUGAUACUUACAUUUCAACUCCAAAAACUGUGGAGGCUUUUUUUUUCCUCUGACUUCUCUCAACUUUACAGUGAUUUCUUUCUCUCAUUGACACUUGAGUGUUUCUUACCAAUAUCUAAUGGUAAGUCAUAUUUGAAAAGUGCAGUGCUGGUCCACAUUUGAUGCAUUAGUAAUUGUAAACUACUUAACUCAGAGACAUUGUAUAGAAAGUGCAUUUGUGUGAAACUUACUGUUCAAAACUUUCCCCCAUGCAAAUUUGUCUUCAUUGGGGGCCAGAGAGGAAGCUGUAGUCAAUGACUUUUUCUGAAAGCUUAAUCUGAAAUGCUUUUAUAGCACGCUUUCAGGAGCAAUGUGUGACUUACCCUCUUAUAAACUGUACAUUUGGUUUAUUCUGCUUCAGCAUCUUUAUUCAGUGAAGCUGUCUGCAGCAGCAUUUAUGCUGAGGGCUGUCAUAACAGCAUUCUGAGAAGCAAACUCUUCCUAGGCUUUUGUGCUCCAAGGUGAAUUUUGAGCUUGAGUGCUCUGCAGAAGAUGCUGUAAGGUUCCUUUCAGGUCUGGUCUGGUAUUAUAGAUGCCUGUGGUAUUUCUGAGUAAUGUAUGGGAUAUACAUGAGGUUCCCUUAGACUCGAGAGUAACGAGACACCAGCAACAUCCUUGUUUGUUGCAAGGGACAUAUAGCAGCCUGGCAUCAGAGAAGGGCUCUGGCUUUAGAAAAGUGGGUGUUUUUUUUGUUUCCCCCCCCCCCCCCCAUCCCGAAGGAGAAGGGUUCUACACUCAGUAGUAGUACUGAAAAUUUGGCUGUAAAGUAUUACACUGUGCUGUAAAACUAAUUUUGGAUUAAUUCCGAAAAACAGACUAAGGAAGUGCUACUAGCAUUUUAGGAGAUGCAUUCGAAUAGUGAUCAAUAAGGAUGCUUAUUGCUAUAUAGUGCAUACUGUUAUGCAUAUCUGUCUGUCUAUAUAGAUAUGAAAUACCUGACUUCUUUGAGCACUUUAGAUCCUUGGUGAUUUUCUGCUGGAACUUAAACUUUAUGUCUGGGUUUACAUGCCCUCUGUAAUACUUCAACAGGUUGUGUGUUCAGAGGUACUGCAUUUCUUAAUUGAAAUGGUGGCUUGCCAGUUUAUGUAGCCUUUACAAUUCAUUGAACACACUUGGGCUGUGUUGAGUUGCUAAAGCAAUAAUUUCUUCAUUAGGGUCAUCCAUUCAAAGGUAAGGUCCCUUGCACCUUAACUGCAAGUGAGUCUCUUGACUCAUUGGUUUUUCUGCUCUAGAACUCCAAGAGUGGGUUGCUGAAAAUGCCUUUUUUUCUUUUCUUUUUUUUUUCUUUUUAGGAUUUACCACAUGAAAGAGUCUGUCUGUUCCUCUGAAAUUCAUAAUUCUGUCAUACCCAAGAGAUAUCUGAGUUGUCAUUUUGUUUCCUCUAGGCAAAUGCAUGCCCUUAAACUAUGUAUCAAGAAUAUGUCCGUAGGACCUCAUACUAAAAUUAUGUAUAGAUUAAAUAAGAAAGAGUAUCUCCUGAAGUCACUAAACAAUUAGCAUACCAAAGGUCAGAAAAAUGUCACUUGCAUGAAAUGUCUUUACUUGACAGAAUGAAAUAAGAUCAAAUUGGCACCAAAAUCUGAUUGGUAAUAGAAAUUACCACUUGUAUUUGCACUUAGUCAGCUAGGGUUUUAUACACACACACACACACACACACACACACACACACACACACACACACACACACACACAGUGUGAGGGCAGGCUGUGAAAACAGCUAAAAUAUUAGAUCAGUCUACUAAAUAUUAGGAGAAGCUGUCAGUGAACACUGCAGGAGUUAUUCUAGGUACAUACAGUAAAUGUGUUUUUCUGAUAUUGACAGUACAUUAGAAUUGUGUAAUGUAUUUCAAAACUGUCAUUGUGUAAUUUCUCUAAGCAGUAAGUAUACUGGACCAUCGCGGUCUCUAAACUUUUGCAUAUGAUAUGUCCAAGCUUACUGAUGACACAUUAUAUAUAUGUUAUAGGGUGGCUUUUUUUUUUUUUUUUUUUUGGUAUCUUCAACUUGAUCAGGAAAGAAAGUGCUAAAUGGAUUUUUGUGGCCAUCUUUAUUGGAGGACAAGAUGAUUAAUUGACUGUUAACCUGGGCUUUAAACAGAGAACACAUUUCUACCCCCCCCCCAAAAAAAAAGAAGAGCAUGGUGUCUUUUUUUUUUUUUUACAUCAACAGCAUACUUACCAAUGUAAAGGGAUUUUUGAUAAAAUUUGAAUUAAAAAAAAGUUCCUCAAUCCACUUAUUUAUCUUUUGACUUUCUUGCUAGCAAGAAUUAAGAAAACUUCUAGCCUAAAUAAGCUUACAUUGGUUAUCAUAUGUAUUACAGAAUGGUAUGUGCUUUAUGUAGUCUUUGUAUGUUUGUUGUAUACCUUUUUAUGUAAUUUGCCUUGCACUGUGAAUGUGAUUCAUAAUAAACAUUGAAAAUCUAAA